AUGUCUCCCCAGCGCCGGACAUCGGACUGGAGCUCGGGCAACCUGGCAUCCCCGCUUUCGUUUGUUGAAUUGAUGGCUUUGGAGCGACUCGACACCACCCAGACAUCAGACCGCGACCAUGAGCCAGAGAAGAUCGAACGAUUUCGUUCGCUUGCAGCGCCAUUCCCUCCUGCCGAAGGGACGCGUUCAUUUGGUGGGCACGUAUUCGCCCAGUCUGCCUAUGCCGCCUCCAAGACUGUCGGCAAAGGAUUUGUCGUCCAUGACAUGACGGGGUCGUUCAUCCGCGGUGGCCGACUCGAUGUGCCGUAUGUGUACACAGUCCGCCACAUUCGGGACGGGUACAUGUACUGCACACGCGCCGUGGAUGCCCGGCAAGAAGGCAAGAUCUGCUUUUCAUGUCUUUGCUCAUUCAAAAGAGAUGAGAAGCAGCGUACCUUCCACCACCAACCAUCAACUGCACAGGAGCGGUUCCGGUCAAUUCUCUCUGCGAAACGACCCGAGGACCAGCCCAUUAGCCCCAGUGUUGAUGCAGACUGGUGGAUUGAAAACGUGAAAGAGGGCAACAUCACCGAACGCGAGUUCCCUGGGCUCGAUGUGCGUAAGGUAGACAUGAAGGAUUACAAUCAGCCGCGAGAUAUCCAGGAACACCCUGAGAAAUACCGCCAAUUGGGCCAAUAUCGUCUUAAGGGCUCACCAGAUCAAGACCCGACAGCAACACUUGUUCAGAUCAAGGAGCGAGAGCAGACGGGCGAAUAUGACAACCUCUAUGCUUGUGCGCACAUGUACUCCAGUGACAAGAAUUCGCUGUUGCUGAUUCCACGUGCUCUUGGUAUCAAGCAAUGGUCAGAAAUGGCAAGUCUCACUCUCAUGGUUGUUUUGCACCAGCAUGGCGAGGCCCUGAGGAUGAUUGACUGGGAGGCAGCCUCGAGUGCUGAUGGGUCUAGCGUGCCGAUGAAGUGGUUUGUGCAGGAAGGUUGGACCCCCCAGUCUGCAGAGAACCGGGCAGUCCAUGAGAGUCAUCUCUGGAGCCCUGAUGGGACACUAGUGGCAACAUCUAUGCAGGACAGUAUGCUUCGGCUUCGAAAACCAGGGCGAGCAGGGAAUCUAUAA
Penicillium alfredii is the source of this 1110-nucleotide messenger RNA. RefSeq names its product acyl-CoA thioesterase. Gene Ontology annotation, biological process: fatty acid catabolic process; acyl-CoA metabolic process. The coding region runs from base 1 to 1110 and encodes 369 amino acids. The record is from RefSeq and is a predicted model, not a curated record. Gene Ontology annotation, molecular function: fatty acyl-CoA hydrolase activity. Lineage: Eukaryota; Fungi; Ascomycota; Eurotiomycetes; Eurotiales; Aspergillaceae. Gene Ontology annotation, cellular component: peroxisomal matrix. The transcript has 2 exons.